CUCAGAAAAACUUGUCAAACCCUUAAUAUAGCUAGCAAUAUCAAAAAGUUUAAAGCAUCUUCAGGAUGAUAAGUUUCCUGAAAUUAGCCAGGAAUCCUGGCCAGCUGCAAUCCCAGUGGCUUCGUGGACAGAAGACCAUGCCGGUGUACGACUACCGUUGCCCAAAUCCACCCAAGUGGGGAUACUCGGCCUUCGGGCAGAACCAGAAGACAUGGGGCGAGUGGACCUGUGCCAGGUUGGAUGACCUGCUGAACUGGGGACGCAAGGGAUCCCUCUGGCCGCUGACCUUUGGCCUCGCCUGCUGCGCCGUGGAAAUGAUGCACAUUGCGGCUCCUCGCUACGACAUGGAUCGCUACGGAGUGGUGUUUCGGGCAUCUCCCCGCCAGGCAGACGUGCUCAUCGUGGCCGGAACCCUGACCAACAAGAUGGCACCGGCCUUUCGAAAGGUCUACGACCAGAUGCCCGAGCCCAGAUGGGUUAUAUCCAUGGGCAGUUGCGCCAAUGGUGGUGGCUACUACCACUACUCCUACUCGGUGGUUCGCGGCUGCGAUCGCAUUGUUCCGGUGGACAUCUACGUGCCCGGAUGUCCGCCCACCGCCGAGGCCUUGAUGUACGGAAUCCUGCAGCUGCAGAAGAAGGUCAAGCGCAUGAGGACUCUGCAGAUGUGGUACAGAAAGUAGAGGGUAUUCUUGUUAGGAUUUCAGUAAAUAAAUGAUACCU
This is a messenger RNA of Drosophila sechellia, 720 nucleotides long. RefSeq names its product NADH dehydrogenase (ubiquinone) 20 kDa subunit-like (gene ND-20L). Gene Ontology annotation, molecular function: 4 iron, 4 sulfur cluster binding; quinone binding; NADH dehydrogenase (ubiquinone) activity. The transcript is spliced from 2 exons. Bases 66 to 680 code for a protein of 204 amino acids. Lineage: Eukaryota; Metazoa; Arthropoda; Insecta; Diptera; Drosophilidae. Gene Ontology annotation, cellular component: respiratory chain complex I. Gene Ontology annotation, biological process: mitochondrial respiratory chain complex I assembly; electron transport coupled proton transport; aerobic respiration. The record is from RefSeq and is a predicted model, not a curated record.